AUGAAGACCCUGAUACUUCUCUGUGUUUUUAUUGGCGCUGCGUUCGCCCAAGAAAUUGAAUAUUACAAAACAGCAAACGACUAUUUAGACAUGAACGCCGUGGUUGAAGAUCCACAGCAACUACAGGAAUACGUCGACUGCUUUUUAGAGAGACAACCUUGCGCUGAGGUGCCUGCUAGUUAUUUGGCUGUGAUUCCCGAUGCCAUACAAAAAGCAUGCACAAAAUGUAACCCUGCCCAAAAACAUUUGGCCAACACCUUCCUGACUGGUUUACGUAAGAAAAUGCCCAAGGAAUAUGAUAAUUUCUUUAAGAAAUUUGACCCUGAAGGAAUAUACAUGGACAGCCUUUUGGAAAGUAUUAAAGGGUAUUAA
Messenger RNA from Zerene cesonia (dogface butterfly), 372 nucleotides. Its product is annotated as allergen Tha p 1-like. NCBI's taxonomy places the organism in Eukaryota, Metazoa, Arthropoda, Insecta, Lepidoptera, Pieridae. The coding region runs from base 1 to 372 and encodes 123 amino acids. The transcript has 2 exons. The record is from RefSeq and is a predicted model, not a curated record.